Messenger RNA from Loxodonta africana (African savanna elephant), 468 nucleotides. Its product is annotated as keratin-associated protein 4-7-like. Bases 1 to 468 code for a protein of 155 amino acids. Gene Ontology annotation, cellular component: keratin filament. The transcript has a single exon. NCBI's taxonomy places the organism in Eukaryota, Metazoa, Chordata, Mammalia, Proboscidea, Elephantidae. The record is from RefSeq and is a predicted model, not a curated record.
AUGGUCAACUCCUGUUGCAGCUCUGUCUGUUCUGACCAGGGCUGUGGCCAGGACCUCUGCCAGGAGACCUGCUGCCACUCCAGCUGCUGCCAGACCACCUGCUACAGGACCACCUGCUGCCGCCCCAGCUGCUGCGUGUCCAGCUGCUGCAGGCCACAGUGCUGCCAGUCCGUGUGCUGCCAGCCUACCUGCUGCCGCCCGAGCUGCUGUGUGUCCAGCUGCUGCAGGCCCAGCUGCUCUGUGUCCAGCUGCUACAGGCCCCAAUGCUGCCAACCCAGCUGCUGCCGCCCCAGCUGCUGCCGCCCCUCCAGCUGUGGUUCUAGCUCCUGUGGCUCCAGCUGCUGCCGCCCCUGCUGCUGCUUCCGCCCAGUCUCUGGCCAAGUCUCCUGCCACACCACUUGCUAUCGCCCAAACUGUGUCAUCUCCACCUGCCCCCGUCCCACCUGCUGUGCCUCUUCCUGUUGCUGA